CAUUUAUUGAAAAACUGCAACAUGACCCCAUAACAACAACAUAUCAUGAACACUAAACCACGGAACAUAAUCCGGGAGCUAGAGGAGCGUAAAUACCAGACAGUAGCAAACUACCCCUCCGGUAAAAUAGUCCCCCACCUGCUUCCCACUAACUUCUCCAUCCUAGACAGAUACGGACAGGAUGUGUACUGUGGGGAGUUCUCCAAAGACGGCCGGCACUUCAUGUGUGCGUGCAAGUCCGGUGAGAUAUCGGUAUAUAAAGUGGGCCACAAGUCCAUGGACAUCCUCAAGACAUACGCUUGCCGGGACAUCCAGUGGAGUAUUAUUGACUGUAAGUUGAGUCCUGACAGCAGGUUUAUAGCGUACAGUUCGUGGAGUGGAAAUGUUCAUCUUCUUCCCUUCCAGAGCAGUCCAAAUAGCUCCAAGAAGAACACUGAGAUGUACCUGAGUCUCUCUGAUCACCAGUCCUACUACUCAGCUUUCUGUGCGUUUGGUGUUUCUUUCUCUGCUGACAGCCGCGAGCUGAUUGCCGGAACUAAUGAUGGGAGGGCGAUUAUAUACGAUCUUCAAACUGGAGUCAAGGCAGUUUCUAUCGAUAAUGCUCAUAUAGCAGAUUUAAGUGCCAUUACUUUUUCUAAUCAAACAAAUCACAUAAUAUACUCCGCUGCAGAUGAUGGCAUCCUGAAAAUCUGGGAUCGCAGAAUUUUGAGUGAAAGUCAUCCCGAGCCUAUCUCUGUAUUUGUAGGACACCGACAUGGUAUAACAUGGUUGGACUCUAAGGGGGAUUUCAGGAACAUAAUAACAAACAGCAAGGACCAAACAAUAAAGCUGUGGGACACAAGACGUCCUUCUAAGUUGAGCGACUUGAAACAUGCUCAGAAAGUAGUGCGCACCAACUCCCAGUUGUGGGAUUACCGUCAGGUGCGGCCCAGUCUGCGUAUAGACCAGUAUCACACUUACGUGGACAAGAAACGGUCCCAGUUCGACCCCAUAGAUGUGGACGACAGUGUCCAAACCUACACAGGCCACACUGUCUCCUACACUCUUAUCCGAGCUAGGUUCUCCCCUGCUUUCUCCACUUUACAGAAAUACAUAUACUCCGGGAGCUCCACCGGCCAGCUGUUCAUCUGGGAUAUAUUGAGCGGGGAUGUGGUUCACAAGAGCAAGCAGGGACCAGGGGAGUGCCACAAUAGUAUUGUGAGAGAUGUGUCCUGGCACCCGUACGAGCCCAUGAUCAUGACGUCAUCUCUGGAUCACACUCUGGGAUGCACUCAGUACAGGGACGUUAAGUUGGACUGUGACCGACGGGACUCACCCGGCCGGUAUGAGGAUGAGUACAUGGAUGAGGGGAAUUACUGGCUGUGAGAGAGUUGGUUUAAAUUAAAUCGUUUGGAAGGAAAUAAAGUACAGUGAAACUGAUGUGGUGUGAGAAGAAUGUCAAGUGCAGCUUCCUUGUGUGACCCAUGGUCUGUAGAGCGUCUUUUGUAUACUAUGGUGGUCUUAUCAAAACCGAUGAAGACAAUGAAGUAGUGCGACCAAAGACAGAUAUCAGAAGAAACACGUCUAUGUUGGUAGUAAUUUAUACACGUGUCCUGUGAAAAGGUAAAUAUCAAUGAUUUACGGUGACCCGGAAUGAACACAAUUGUUGAAAUGAUUAAAACCAGGUUCUUAGUGACCCUUAAACUGAUUUAGGUGGAUUUAUGUAAUUUAUUUAAAUUACUGUAAUUGAUUUAAAUCACAUGGGCAGAAGCUCUAGCUGUAUACUACAAGUCCUUUUUAAUUUGUUGUGUAUUUUAUCUCUGGAGAGAUGAGAUUGUUAUUAUAAUUAUAUACACAGGUGGGUAACUAGAAGCUUGACGAGUAAAAUUUCUUUCUGUUAAUAAUUCACUUUUUAAAUUCCAACUUUGUUUUUCAAAAAAUGUAAAAAGUGUUAUUCUCUCCAUUCAAUCGUCUUAGGGAUCUUUCACAUAUUACGCAAACAAUAGCUUUGUGUAAACGUUGUUACGGAGGAGGGAAGUGGGAAUGACCAAAAUCUGGCUAACGUAAUGUGUGAAUGAUCCCUUAGGGAAAAUCUUUUAAUCGGAUCUAUAUACCGAAUGGAACAUCCCAAAUGUCAAAGCUUUCAUUAAAUUUGAAGCUACGUAUUGGACAAAUAUUUUAUUAGACGCAGUUCAGUGUAUUUUAUUUCUUUAGUACAUAUUAUAAGUUACAUUAAAAACUUAUCAAAUAACUCUUAAGGGUUAUUAUUUAUCCUGAAUGGUGUUAAAUUUCAUUAUAUUCUCUUUUUGAGUUACUCUAUUUAAACUUUACUUUUGA
This is a messenger RNA of Bolinopsis microptera, 2316 nucleotides long. Its product is annotated as DDB1- and CUL4-associated factor 11-like. NCBI's taxonomy places the organism in Eukaryota, Metazoa, Ctenophora, Tentaculata, Lobata, Bolinopsidae. Gene Ontology annotation, biological process: endoplasmic reticulum membrane organization; proteasome-mediated ubiquitin-dependent protein catabolic process. Gene Ontology annotation, molecular function: FFAT motif binding. Bases 46 to 1365 code for a protein of 439 amino acids. The transcript is spliced from 2 exons. Gene Ontology annotation, cellular component: endoplasmic reticulum membrane; Cul4-RING E3 ubiquitin ligase complex; plasma membrane. The record is from RefSeq and is a predicted model, not a curated record.